Messenger RNA from Raphanus sativus (radish), 549 nucleotides. RefSeq names its product FCS-Like Zinc finger 17. NCBI's taxonomy places the organism in Eukaryota, Viridiplantae, Streptophyta, Magnoliopsida, Brassicales, Brassicaceae. The record is from RefSeq and is a predicted model, not a curated record. The coding region runs from base 75 to 446 and encodes 123 amino acids. The transcript is spliced from 3 exons.
CCACUUCAUCUCUCUCUCUCUCUCUUUUUCUUUUCUUUUUCUGUAAGGAUUUUUAAUUCCUAGAGAUAGAGAGAAUGACUAAAAUCUCUGUUGGAUUGCAGCAACUUGUGACAACAGAUUCAAAAGUAAAACUAAACAACAUAGUGAUCAAAUCUUCACUAAGACCAAACCGUUCCAAUUCAAUCAUCUCGGAGCUCUGUUUCCUCAAAACAUGUUACCUUUGUCUGAAGCAGCUCCAUCAAGACAAAGAUGUUUACAUGUACAGAGGAGACUUGGGAUUUUGUAGCAGACACUGUAGAGAAAGUCAGAUUUUGAUCGAUGAAAAGAAAGAACUAGAGGCCUCCACAAAGAUGAUGUUAGCAGCUUACAGACGCUGUAACUCCGGCGAGAACCGGAGUUUGUUGCAUGAUAUGCGGCGGCGACGGCAGCUAUUUAUAGUUCCUUAAAUCAAUUACACACUUCGCUAAUUAGUAAUUCUUGUUUUUUGUUAAUUGUUUGUUUAAAGGGCAAUUGCACUUGAUACACAAGAAAAUAAAAUUAUUUAGGUGA